This is a messenger RNA of Penicillium argentinense, 1419 nucleotides long. Its product is annotated as glycoside hydrolase family 76 protein. The record is from RefSeq and is a predicted model, not a curated record. Gene Ontology annotation, molecular function: mannan endo-1,6-alpha-mannosidase activity. Bases 1 to 1419 code for a protein of 472 amino acids. The transcript is spliced from 2 exons. Gene Ontology annotation, biological process: carbohydrate catabolic process; fungal-type cell wall biogenesis. Lineage: Eukaryota; Fungi; Ascomycota; Eurotiomycetes; Eurotiales; Aspergillaceae.
AUGCUGGGAGGCAGUUUGAAGGCGGCUUUUGCCGCGGCGCUGUUGGCUGGUUCGGCAGCCGCCAUUGACUUGGAUAUCAAAGAUGAGCAAUCUAUUAAGGAUGCCGCCAAGACCAUCGCGUCGAGCACCAUGUCCUACUACGCGAACCGGGAUAGCGCCGACAUCCCCGGCGCUAUCGUGACGAGCUGGUGGGAAGGUGGUUUGCUUUUCGACAUCAUGAUCCAGUACUGGUCUCUGACCGGCGACGACUCGAAUAAUGACGCCGUCACAGAGGGAAUGUACUGGCAGCGCGGUAGUGGCAACAACUACUUCCCAUCCAACUACAGUUCCUACCUGGGCAACGACGAUCAAUUGACCUGGGGACUGGCCGCUAUGACGGCCGCCGAGCUCGACUACCCGCAAAACUCGUCGAUGCUGACGUGGGCGAUGCUCGCCGAGAACGUCUGGAACGUGAUUUUGAGUCGGUGGGACGAGGAGAAUUGUUAUGGUGGUCUGCGCUGGCAGAUUUGGCCGUAUCAGAUUGGGUAUACAAUGAAGAAUGCGUAUACGAAUGGUGCAUUCUUUGAGUUGUCCGCGAGACUGGGUCGGUUCACGAAGAAUCAGACCUAUGUUGAUUGGGCUGAGAAGAUCUGGGAGUGGAGUGCGAAGUCGUCGUUGCUGGACGUGGAUACAUGGAAAAUUUACGACUCGACAAACUGCAAGGACAAUUGUGAGGCUGCUAGCCAUAUUCAGUGGUCGUACAAUUAUGGCACCUAUAUGACUGGUGCGGCCUACAUGUAUAACCAGGUGAGCAGUUCAGCGCCGAAGCAGAAUAAUGGGGGCUCCCAAGCUAACAACGACAAGACGGACGGCAAGGACAAGUGGAAAACCGCCCUCAACGGACUCUUCAACACUUCCCAGAUUUUCUUCCCUGAAAAAUACGGCGGCAAGAUCAUGUCCGAGGUCACCUGCGAGCCACAGGAGCUCUGCAACGACGAGAUCCUCUUCAAGGGCCUCUUCGCGCAAGACCUCUCCCUCAUCGCCCAAGUUGCGCCAUACACCGAAUCCAACAUUAUCCCCCUACUCCAGGGCUCUGCCGUUGCGGCUGCGAAGAGUUGCACGGGCGGAACGAACGACGAUCUUUGCGGCAUUAAGUGGUAUAAGUCGGAGUAUGAUGGCCGCAGUGGAUUCGAACAGCAGCUCAGCGCGACUAGUAUUCUCAUGACCAACAUGAUUGCGUUUGGCAAGCAGGCACCUGCAACUCAGGCGACGGCGAGUAAGCCUGCGUCGGGGACGUCGACUGGAUCGCCUUCUUCGACCAGCAAUACGCUGGUUAUUAAGACCGAUAAUGCCGACAAGGAUAAUGGCGCUGGUGUGUUGUCCGGCGGACCUGUCGCGGUAGUUGUCGCGGUGAUGGCGGGUAUCCUGUACCUCAUCUAA